Oncorhynchus mykiss (rainbow trout) is the source of this 4428-nucleotide messenger RNA. RefSeq names its product prion protein b (gene prnpb). Gene Ontology annotation, biological process: protein homooligomerization. Lineage: Eukaryota; Metazoa; Chordata; Actinopteri; Salmoniformes; Salmonidae. Gene Ontology annotation, cellular component: membrane. The record is from RefSeq and is a predicted model, not a curated record.
GCUCAUCCUGAUAUUUCUUAAUUUUUCUGGAUUAUGUGUGUAGGAGGCCUAUUGUGUUUUUAUUUUACUAUUUUUAUUGCUAGGUAUUACUGCACUGUUGGAGCUAGAAACACAAUCAUUUCGCUGUACCUGCGAUAACAUUUCAAAAUCUGUGUACACGACCAAUAUAAUUUGUUUUGAUUUGAAUUUGAUUUGAAUCAAUCCUGAACACAAAAAUAUGAACUCUUAUACAUCCAUUUGUCCCCACCUGGUGUUCACAACAUGUAAACUUUGGAUAGGCUUUGCCGCCACAGCAAGAACCACGCAGUUGUUUUGGGUUCCACUGUGAUUUUGUAUCACUUCUCUUUGUAUGACACAUACAGGCUACAGUAGCAGGCCUAUGGAAAGUCCCUGAGUGGGGACAAUGAGUAAUAUCCGUAGUGGGUGUUGGUGGAAAAGGUGUAGCAGUAUGGCAAUCAAUUGAGUAAGCAUUCCUAUAAGAAGUUGUUAGCACUAAAAUGGUUGAAUGCAUUGGACAUUAGCUGAAUCAUGCAUUGGAAGCGAAUGGGAUUUGCGCGUAAAUUCACAUUACAGCGGAUUUCAAAUUGCUUAGCCUAGCCUAAAUGUUGAUAAAAUAUAGAGUGAACUGAAGUCUGUAUUAAAUGGCUUAUAACAGGGACAGAAUGUGUUAAUAUUGUCACCGCUAUGAGUGCUAUGACAGGGACGAAUAGACUAUGUGCGGUGAUCCAUGAUAAAUAGAUCCCUCCCUUCUGGAUGAAAGCAGUGAGUGAAUGACAGAAUCAUAACAGAAACAGUUAGAUUGAAAACACUACUUUCUUCAAAAGGAACAGAAUCGUCUCGAAUCAGCAAGGGGCAUUCAUCAUGGGGAAGCUAUGUGAGCUGGCCUUUGUGUCUCUGGCCCUCCUGGCUCUACUUCAUACUGACUCUACAUGGGCCAAGAGAAGUGUCAGCAGUAGCAGCAGCAAAAAGUCUUCAUCCAACAACAGGGGUUCAGAAAAAAAGCCAUCAAAAACAUCAAACACGCAGACAGGAAGCUACCCCAGACAACCACAGAGCCCCAACAGGAACCCCAACUCAUACCCAGCAGGAGGUAGUUAUCCAGGAAGAGGUACCAAUCAGAACCAGAACCCAGCCGGUGGAUACCCUGCUGCAGGUGGCUAUCCUGCUGCAGGUGGCUAUCCUGCUGCAGGUGGCUACCCCAACCAGCAGUAUCCAGUCAGAGCCAAUCCUGGGGGAAAUCCAAACCAGAACCCUGCAGCUGGAGGUUACCCAGCCGCUGGUGGCUAUCCUGCAGCAGGUGGCUAUCCCAACCAGCAGUAUCCAGGCAGAGCCAAUCCUGGGGGAUAUCCAAACCAGAACCCUGCAGCUGGAGGUUACCCAGCCGCUGGUGGCUAUCCUGCAGCAGGUGGCUAUCCCAACCAGCAGUAUCCAGGCAGAGCCAAUCCUGGGGGAUAUCCAAACCAGAACCCUGCAGCUGGAGGUUACCCAGCCGCUGGUGGCUACCCUGCAGCAGGUGGCUAUCCCAACCAGCAGUAUCCAGGCAGAGCCAAUCCUGGGGGAUAUCCAAACCAGAACCCUGUAGCUGGAGGUUACCCAGCUGCUGGUGGCUAUCCCAACCAGCAGUAUCCAGGCCGGGCAAAUCCUGGGGGUUAUCCAAACCAGAAUCCAGCAGCGGGUGGUUACCCUGCAGCAGGAGGCUACCCCAACCAGAACCCAGGGAGAGGAGGAGUCAAUCCGGGAUACCCAGCUGGAGGUUACCCAGUAAGAGGGGGAAAUACUGGCAGGGGGCAGGCAGGGGGCUACCCUGGUAGAGGGAUGGGAGGAGGUUACCAACCCAACUGGAACCCAAACAAUAAGAUCCUCAGUCCCCGCUAUGGUUAUGGAGGUGGGCAUGGGGGUAUGGGAGGUGGCUCUCCAUUCUCACGCUCAGUUCAGAAUAUGGGGCACUACCCAUCUACUCAGUCCAAGGGCUUUGCUAAGAAGGCUCUUAUGGCCGCAGGGGUUGGGGCCGUGGCAGGUAUGGCAGUAGGCUAUGGCCUUGGGCGUUUCCCCCGCCCACAUUUCAACUUCCGCAACCCUCAGGAGGAGCAGUCCUACAACAACUACAUGUACAGCAAAUACGGUGAACGCUCCACAGAGGAAAACGACUAUGGCCGGGACUAUACCUUCAAAGUACCACCGCGGGCAGAGUCCUACGACAGCUUCAUGGAUACCUGCAUGAAGAGGAACGACCUUCUGCAGGAUCAGGGCAGCGACUCCCAGGCCACACCUAACAACCAGAGGAACAACCCCCAGGGAGCCAACAGCCAGAGCCUGCCCAUCACUCCUGAGGUGGGGAACAGCAGUCCAGCUAGCAACCAGGAGGGAACAGACACAGUGAAGCCCCUCACCCCAGCCCCAGUGGAGAUAGCUGGAGAGGAUACGGGUAAGGAGGAGGAUGACGGGCUCACAGUGAGCAUUGAGGAAAUUGGCUACCCUGCAUUGGUGGAGCAGCUGAAGAACCGUAAGUGUGUGGAGCUGUACAUGAACUACUCUGAGCGUUUCCUGGAGAAGCAGACAGCUGAACGUAGCAGCGACAGCAACAACAACAACAACAACAAGUAUGAGAACAGUCGCAGUAACCUCCUUAGCCAGGGGCUGGUACAACUGAUAACCACCUUCCUCAUGGUCCUGAGCAGCACUCUCCUGCUGCAGUAAGACAGGAACACAUAGCCAUGUCCCAGUUGUAUGGAAUAGCUUCAUUUCCUAGUCACCCCUCCUCAAUAUGCCACUGAUUUCUUGUGAGGAUAGGUUAAUUAAACAAGGUGUAGGUGGAGAUAUAACCAAUCCUUUAACUAAUCUGCGGUCAUGAAGGAAAGGGGACAAGGAAAGGAAGCCAGUGGAAAAUAACUUCCAGUGAACUUCCAGCAAAAUGAGGACCAAUAAAAAUAUGUACUGUAGGGGGUACUCGAGGACCGGAGUUGGGAACCACUGCUGUACAUGAUUCUUCACAUGGUAUUUGUACUUUAAGUGUUCAAUAUCUCAACACUAUUUCUAAAAUAAACCGAAACCAUCUGUCCUGCUUGUCUCUUACAGCUUAGUUCAGUCUACUGCUAAAUAUGGAAUAACAGCAUUUUGUCUGUAAGUCCCAAACCAUGAGUCAGUCGUGUAGACAAAGGGGAAGUAUAAAAGCAAAAGUAGCAAGUCUCAUCAGUACACCAUAUGACUUUAAUUAAAUGCAGAUACACUAGAUUAACAAACAUUAUUACAGCACCUUUUUGCCACCAUAUGAGGUACUAUCAUCCGAUUAGGGGUUCAGUAUCUUUUUGCCAAAGUGGUUCCACAGAAAGCACAGACAAGCAUUAUGUUGACCGUUUGUCAUAUUAAAUCCAUUUUAUUCAUGCAUUUCCGUGUGCGUUAUACUGUACAUCAGUGGUUCCCAACUCCAAACCCACAACCACACACAUUUUUGUUGUAGCCCUGGAUAAACAUAACGGAUUCAACUCAUUGAGGGCCUGAUGAUUAGUUGACAAGUUGAAACAGGUGUGCUUGUCCGGGGCUACAAUAAAAAUGUGUACUGUUGGGGCUAUUGGAGGACCGGAGUUUGGAACCACUGCUUUACAUAAUAGUUCACAUGAUAUUUGAAUUUGUACUCUAAAUGUUCAAUCUUAUGUGGUCUGCAGUAUUUGGUUUUAAAAGUUACCUGUUUUGUAAAUACUUAUAAUAAUUAAGUAGGGAAUGGUCAGAGUUUUGUUAUUAAUCAAUCCCUAUUUCUGUUCCUAUUUUUAUUUUGUGCUCUCUUGUCCCAUCUCUCUACCUCCCCAUCUAGUCUCCCUCUCCAUGUCCUCCUGUCCCCUGGUUAUCUGAAGUGCACUUAUUUCUCUUGGCGAAUAGAUAUAAAUGACUCUUCUUUUUCCUUUUUUUUCAAGGAUGUAUUUAGUGAUUAACUCAUUUAUAUUGGUUUUAACAUAGAGAACAACAUGCAUUGUUUUAAUGUGUCUUUAAAAUAACCACUUUGUCAUGCUCGAACUCAAUGGGGAAUUUUACCAUUAACUUGCUGAAAUGACUGAUGUCUUCUUCCAUUUCCCAAGUACAGAAUGACUAAAAACAAAUUUAAAAAAAACACAAUCGCACUUCCUUUUGUGCUCAUUGAAAAUGUGCGGUCAUUCUCGUCUAGGAAAACACGAGGGCAGUUACCAUGAUUAUCUCACAGAGCACAUAUAAGCUUUUAAAGACAUAUGUUACUAGGAAACUAGUUGCCUCAGGGAAAUUGUUACAGAACAGUCAUUACUGAGUGAGGAAAUCGAACAGACAUGGUUUGUACCUGCCAGUUGGCAGCGUUACCAUUCCCAUACUGUUAAAUGAAUAAUGAUAAUUAAGCUAUCUUUACAACAGAGCACAAAUACCUAAACUCAUCUCAUUCACUAAAAAUAUGUAUUUGAUUAUGAA